UUCGGGGCGGGCCACAUUCUCCACCCACAUUCCGGUGGUUACAUCACACACACUCACACACACAAAACUGUGUUGUGUGAAUCACUGCUCAUCAUCAAGGAAGUCGCAAGCAUGGAGUCAACUGAGGGUUUCGUGAAGUAUCACCUGGGCUUACCCCACAUGCACCACUUGAUCGCGGUGCUCUGUGUUGUUGCCGUUGUUUAUAAGUUGACAGUCUUGCUCGCCCAAAGAAGAGCUGCGAUGCAAAGUAUGGAAUUGUUUCCAGGACCACCGUCGCACUGGCUUUUUGGACAUCUAAAGGAGUUUAAACAGGAUGGGUCGGACUUGAAAAAGAUUGUGAAAUGGGGACAGCAGUACCCUUAUGCUUUCCCGAUGUGGUUUGGACCCUUUGUUUGUUUCCUCAGCAUUCACCAUCCAGACUAUGUGAAAACUAUAUUGACAUCUACAGAGCCAAAAGAUAAUGUGGCAUAUACUUUUAUUAAGCCUUGGAUUGGUGAUGGCUUAUUGGUGUCUGAUGGUCAGAAGUGGUUUCGCAACAGAAGGCUCUUGACCCCAGGUUUCCAUUUUGAAGUUUUGAAACCCUACGUAAAUCUGAUGUCAGACUCUGUUAAAACCAUGCUGGACAAAUGGGAGAGUUAUGCAAAAACCAAUGAGUCCUUUGAAUUGUUUAACCACGUGAGCCUUAUGACACUGGACAGCAUCAUGAAGUGUGCGUUCAGCUACAACAGCAACUGUCAGACCGAGAGCGGAACAAAUGAAUACAUCAAGGCAGUGUAUGAGCUCAGUAAUUUGAUUAACCUGCGGUUCAGGAUGUUUCCAUACCACAAUGACCUCAUUUUCUACCUCAGCCCACAUGGCUUCAGACUAAGAAAAGCAUGCAAGGUGGCUCACAGUCACACAGGGGAAGUCAUACGAAAGAGGAAAGAAGCACUCAAGGAGGAGAACGAGCUGGAUCGCGUACAGGGAAAGAGAAACGUGGACUUUCUGGACAUCCUUCUCUUAGCGAGAGAUGAGAACAAACAGGGUCUGUCAGAUGAAGAUAUACAAGCAGAGGUGGACACCUUCAUGUUUGAAGGCCAUGACACUACAGCCAGUGCCAUGUCCUUCAUCCUCUACUCUCUGGCCUGCCACCCAGAGUACCAGAAGAUGUGCCGGGAUGAGGUCCUUCAAGCCCUGGAUGGCAAGGACACCAUGGAGUGGGAGGAUCUCAGUAAAAUUCCAUACACUACAAUGUUCAUAAAAGAGUCCCUCCGCCUUUACCCUCCGGUACCAAGAAUGUCCAGAAUCACCACCAAGACCAUUACCUUUGAUGGAAGGACUUUGCCUGCAGGGAGUCAUAUUGGAACAAGUGUGUAUUCGCUUCACAGGAAUGCAACUGUCUGGGAAAACCCUGAAGUCUUUGACCCACUGCGUUUUCUCCCGGAGAAUGUUUCCAAGAGGCCUCCUCACGCAUUCGUACCCUUCUCUGCUGGGCCAAGAAACUGCAUUGGUCAGAACUUUGCUAUGAACGAGCUGAAAGUGUCAACAGCGCUGACACUGCAGAGAUACCAUCUGAUCGAGGACCCGACGCAAACACCACAGAUAAUUCCUCGACUGGUGCUUGGUUCACUUAAUGGCCUCCACAUCAAAAUAAAACCUGUAGACCCAUGAGUGAAAAUGGAAAUAACUGUUGAAAAAACCUGGGAAAUAAAUGACUCAUAAGGGAACUUC
Molecule: messenger RNA, 1710 nt
Organism: Trematomus bernacchii (emerald rockcod)
Lineage: Eukaryota; Metazoa; Chordata; Actinopteri; Perciformes; Nototheniidae
Product: cytochrome P450 4B1-like
Molecular function (GO): monooxygenase activity; iron ion binding; oxidoreductase activity, acting on paired donors, with incorporation or reduction of molecular oxygen
Source: RefSeq, a predicted model, not a curated record